Bombus terrestris (buff-tailed bumblebee) is the source of this 3777-nucleotide messenger RNA. It is a transcript of the gene vir-1, whose product is annotated as MATH and LRR domain-containing protein PFE0570w. The transcript is spliced from 3 exons. NCBI's taxonomy places the organism in Eukaryota, Metazoa, Arthropoda, Insecta, Hymenoptera, Apidae. Bases 1812 to 3644 code for a protein of 610 amino acids. The record is from RefSeq and is a predicted model, not a curated record.
GCGUGUCUAUAUGCUUGCGUGAGUUUGUAUCCUAUAACAGUAUUCCGUAAUUGUUAAAGUUCUACCUUUACGUAUCUCACGUAAUAAAAUUAUAGUAGUAGUUCCAUAAAGUAACCGCUUAAAAAUAAUUUGAAAAACAUCAAGAUUUUAAAGCUGUAAUCUUCGGCAAAAUCUAAUUUAUCUUCUAAUUUGUUUUCAUCACAUUCAUCAAACGCAAAAUUAAUAAUAACAACAAUGUACGUAACAAGUUCAGAUAAUGACGAAGAGAAUAUAACUAAAAAAAUUGACGGAACGGAGUACGCAAUACAUAUAAAUAUGAUGAUUCAUCAAUGAACGGAAAACCAGUCAAAAUAGUGACUGGUCAAAGAAUUAAAACUCAAUCAAGUUCGGACACAAUGCUGUCAUAAAAGAAAACUAUAAAGUAUCGGUCGCUUUAGAAAAACAUGCUUGUCCCAUUCUAUACCUGAUUGAACAAUAACCCUAAGGAACGUCUCGACUUGAAAGAUAUUUUGUAACAAUUAAGAACCUUGAAGGUAAAGCGAAAAUGCUUCAUUUUAUGACAGUUCCUUAGGAUUAUUGCCGUCCCAUUAAUUAUAUUUGCGCAGCUUAUAGCUGUCUUGACCGAGGGAUGGAAUCUGAUUUAUAAGAUAUUUAGACAACUUAUUAAUUAGACAGUCCCCGAACGUAACAAAUAAUAAUAAUAAUAUUUAUUCGUAAUUAGUUGCAAAGAAUAUUCUUUUGUAUAUGUUACAUAUUGAAAGAGUACUCCAGAAGACGGAGUUGAAAAAUGAUAAUACUAAAUAAAAAAAUAAUAUAAAUAAAUGAAAAAAGAAAAUAAUAAGAUGGAAUAUACGAUCGGCGAUUAAUGAUUACGGAUCGCGUUGCAAGCUGAUACUGAAAUUGUCGAAUAUUUAGAGCGGUAGAAUUAUUUUAAAUAAUUUCGUAAAAUUACAUUUUCAAAUUUAUCUUCUUUACGUUUAAGGAAAUACAAACCUCUUGCCAUGGCGGUAAUUUCGUCGUCGAAGGAUCAAAUACCUGAGAGGGUAAAAUUAACUGUAAAUCUUUUGAGAACAAGUUUAUUAUAUUUAAUUUUACUGUUAAUCCUCAGCCCUCGAUCCUAAACUUUCAAAAGACCCAAACAGGCCUGUAAAUAUGAGUUUUCUUUUAUUCUAGUUAUAUUUUUCACCUGUACAUAACGGGAGAUCUGCUCAUAGUAAAUAGUACUGAACAAAUUUAAUAAAUUUUCCUAAUCUGUGUUUUAAAAUGUAGAUAGAGCUCGGUCUGCUUAAAGUGUCUAAUAAUAAACGGUAAGGUACCGAGGGGAGCGAAUUGACCUGAAAGCAGAGGAGUACAAAUAUUACAAUUGUGACUUAGCAAGGGAUAAUUACCCCCGAAUUUUAAUUUUUCUACAAAUAUUCUCCUAGCCAACCGAUUGGUCGACCAAUCAGGAAACAGAAUACCGGUAUUCCCUUGGUGUAUAAAUUCGCGCCUUGAUUUUCCAGUUCAUUUGAAGUUUCUCAGGUGUAGUGAAGACUUAGCAUCUAUCUCAGAGUCAAGAAAAAUUUGAAACGAUAAUUUUGCCAAUAGUGACGCAAGAACAUAGCAAGAAGAAAACGAUACAGUGACAGUUAUCAUAUUAAAGGAAAAUAAAAACACAUGUGUACGAAGAGACGAACGUCAGUGCUGUGAUAUUGAUAAGCAAAUUGUAAUGAGUGUAAUGGAAUCAACAAAAUCUAUGGUCACAAACCAGUGACCAAAAUCUUCAACAAGCAUCAACAAAAGAUUCAACAUUAACGGGAGAAAACACGAUCAUGACAUCAACGGAAGAUUUAAGUUCGUUGAAAUAUGUUUUCGUAGAAAGUAUCAUCAAAUACGUCUUAUAUCUUUUGUACUUCUAUUUAUUUAACGCAAUUUCUUUGAGGUUUCUUGAUUCCAAGGAACACAUAAAGGCAAAACAUGACAAACCAUACAACGAAGAUCAUGACGAAGAUCAUGACGAAGAUCAUGACGAAGAUCAUGAUGAAGAUCAUGAUGAAGAUCAUGAUGAAGAUCAUGACGAAGAUCAUGAUGAAGAUCAUGACGAAGGUCAUGACGAAGGUCAUGACGAAGGUCAUGACGAAGAUCAUGACGAAGAUCAUGACGAAGAUCAUGACGAAGAUCACGACGAAGAUCACGACGAAGAUCACGACAAAGAUCACGACAAAGAUCACGACAAAGAUCACGACAAAGAUCAUGACAAAGAGCAUGACAAAGAUCACGAUGAAGAUCACGAUGAAAAUCGUGACGAAGAUCGCGACGAAGAUCAUGACGAAGAUCACGAGGACAGACGGAAUAAAAUAAAUCAGAAAUGCAGAAGACGAAACAACUAUUCGAACGGCAGACGGUUGAGAAAACCUCAAAAUGCCAAGGAAGCUUCUGAUUCUUCCGGAAAUCAAUCGAGCGACGGUAGUAAUGUGACGGCAAAAAAUAUGCCAUUGGACAUUGACAGCUGUAUAUUGUACGCUGUUUUGAAAAUGCCUAUGGAUAUAUCAACUGGGGAACAUAGUUUUAACAAAAAGCAGUUCCUGAUAAAUAUAUCUCAAGAUAACGAACCGCUUGCAAAUGAGCGAAGUAAUGUUCAAAAUAAAUUUCCGAAAUCGCAUAUUCCAAAACAACGCAGCAAUUUCUCCGGGAAUAAAGGAAUUGCAGGAAUCUAUAGUAAAAAAUUCACUUCUUCCGAUAACAUGCAUUCGUCAUUUUCGUUUCCUAGAUCUUCCGCAUCCUACAAAUACAGAAAAUCUAAACGAACUGAUUUCUUUUAUAAUGGAGAAAACAGAAAAUUUUCUAAUAAUUCCCUAAUUAAACCUGGGUUAAAAAAGAACGAAAUAGAACAAAAGAAGGAACUAUCCAUCAAAUUUGCUCCUACUAAUGAAAAGAAAAAGCUUACAUUUGAUAAAAAGAAAGAAGAAAAGCACACGGAACAGAGAAACAUAAAGAAAACACAAGAAAAACACAGUUUCCGACGACAUGGUCCGACUAAAUAUAAAUCGUAUUAUUCAAGAGUACCCUUGGGAAAUAAAGAAUCAAAACAAAAUAAUCUGAAGUAUGAAGAAAAGGGUACGCAAACAGAUAACGUCUUUCCGACGCAUAACGAUGUUAAAAUGGUUUCAGUCGGAACGAUGUGGCCUGAACAACAAUUUUACGAAUCUCAGGAUAGAGAUAUGAACCAGGAAUUGGCAGCAAACAAUGAAUAUGUAGCAAACGAUGAAAUAAUGGACGAGAAAAUUUUGGCACUCGCACAACAACUAAUGUCGUCGUACGUUAUAUCGCCUACAUCGGAAGAUCUUACUUUUGAUGAACGCAUAUUUGAACUCCCUAAUAUCAAUACCGCAGCGGAGCUAAGUUCCAAAAAAUUAUCCAACAGCAUAAAUACCUUCAAAACACCCACUCAUGCUUCUCCUCCUGGUUUUUCUAAUGUACCACAAUAUUCACCGUUAACGCUUGAUAUUCCUAAUCCUGAACAUUUAAUGAGGCCUCAACAAAUGUCUAUGACUCGAGUUCUCAUACCAACUAGUGUCGGUUGUACAGCCAGUACAGCCCCGACCUAUAGGACGUCUUGUGAUUAUCCCGAAUUUGUGGAACUACCUACUUACAGAAAUUUAUAAAACAUCUUGUAUUAAAUAUAAUUGUAGAAUAAUUAUAAUAUUCUAAAUAAUUGCCAUCUGUGAUACUCUUGUCACAAGAAAAUUUGUAUGUUUAUAUGAAAAUUAUACAAUAAAUGAAAAUUUAUUAUGAAAA